Kalmanozyma brasiliensis GHG001 is the source of this 2076-nucleotide messenger RNA. RefSeq lists its product as uncharacterized. The record is from RefSeq and is a predicted model, not a curated record. The transcript has a single exon. The coding region runs from base 1 to 2076 and encodes 691 amino acids. Lineage: Eukaryota; Fungi; Basidiomycota; Ustilaginomycetes; Ustilaginales.
AUGGCGACGCCGGGCCAGGAGAGCCGUUUCUGGCUCUCGCUCACCCACAGCGGUCAGCGAAUUAGGGAGGAGCUGAACGAGGAGCUGCCCGACACCAGCAUCCCGCUAUCAAAGUGCGUUAUUGGAGGAUUUGAGGGCGACGCUUUCAACCUCAUCGUCAGCAAGGACGCCUAUCCGAACGGCGUCCAUAUCUACACGCGCAAAAAGGCCAAUCGCACGGAUCGCUUCCUCGAGGGCAUCAGGGACGAUGUCUGGAACUUUUACAAAGACGAUCCGACCUUGGCUGGGCGACUCGAUCCGUGCUGGAGGUUUCACUUGCAGGAGUGGGAGUUUGGCAAGACAGACCUCGUCUGGAUCUUGGUUGUGGGACUCACGGACACCGGCGCCUACGACGGACGCGGCCACACCAAGGGGUUCCUUGUUCGAUCGCAGCCACGCAACUGGCAAGUUGCCAAUAGCGACGCCUACCUCCACGAAGUUCUGGCGUCGCUCAAGAUCGACUCGACGGAUGAACGGCAGGAUUCUGGUCUUGAUGUUGAGCCUGCAUCGGCACCUCGACAAAGCUCAGUCCCAGGUCAGGACGUGCCUUCUCUUUCGGUCACUGCGCCAUCCGUGUCCACAGCUCCAUCACCGAUAACGUCUGCGCCGCCUGGCAUCACCCAAAGCAGCGCUACCACUUCUUUCGAUCCACUCGCAGCAGCUCGCCGCGCCCCCGCCUUCACGGCUCCUCGUCACGACUCCAGCCCCUCGUCAGCGGCUUCGGCUCUCACGAGUACCGUCAAAUCCUCAACGCCCCGUCGCAGCAUCUCUGCUGCUUCCUUGGCUCGCGGUGUCAAGCGAAAUCAACAUGGUGGACAGCGAACAUCUCCUACCGUUGGAUCGAUGGGCAGUACCGGUAGAGAGCGUGCAGGUCCGCUCCCAUCGACACAGCCUCAAGAGCGCGUCUCCUCGAUAGGUCAGGAGGAGCAUAGUGGCACUGGUACCCGUUCCGUUCGCAGAGUAGUCAACCCUCAGCGUCGACAGCAGGAUCAAAUCGUGCAGCCUCUGCCUCGAGUCCAGUCGUCAGAGCAACCCAAGGGCAAUGAUCGUGGAGAGGUUCCUUCCCCUCGCAGAGCGCCUCCGGAGCGACGCCAGGCAACCAGCCCUGCCGGGCAGUCCUCGCCUCGUCCACCUACCGCUCCACCACAAGAUCAACCAUCCGCUCCCGCUCCAAUCUCAGACCGACGUCGCGAAAAGAGUCGCGCCAUCGACCCUCCGCCUCGCCCCGUUCCGAGCAAGGCCCAAGCGCGUCGUGUUCCCAUUAUCGAGAUCAUUGACGACUCCGACAGCUCUCUCGAUGCUGCCGCCUACUUCCCCUUCAGCAACUCGGAGGAUUCGGACGAUGACGUGCCGCUCGAUGCUGCGUACAAGUGCGCACAGGACGUGGCCAUGGACCGAGCUUUUGCCGAGUCUUUCGAGCAGAGCCUACUCCUGCGCCGGUCCCCGCGGUUGAGGCAAAAGUCGCGUAGUCGAUCCCGGUCGCUCGAAGCGCCGGCGGCAUACGAUUUCGUGCUGCGCCGUUACGAGCCAAACGCCCGAGCUGAGGUGCUGGAUGCCUUCCACAGGAUCAAGACGAAGACGUACUUGGCAAAUCCGCAGCUCUCGCUCGACCUCAGGGUCGGAAGGCCUCGGCCCCGGUCAAACAACAAUGCAACCCCCGCAGCCGCUUCCUCUCCGGCUUCCUCUCCCGCCAGCACCGACGAGAGCCAGAAACUGGACCUGAGGAUUGACGUCGAAGACGCCAUCAUCCCGGACUGGAUCAAGAAGGUGGUGGGCGGCGGCAGCCCAGUCGGGCCACUUACCGUGCUCCCUCUUGAGCAUCGACCGGACCCAGGCGAGCCGGAGGAGGUGGCGCAGCCACCUCGUAAGAAGAAGGACCGACCGCCGCCCGGGCUGCUCUUCGACAUCUCGUUCAAGGACAAGCGCAUGCAGGAGCGCUGGACGAGGUGCCUUGCCUGGCGAAGCUCCAAAGAGACCGAUGCGGAGAAAGAGCGACAGAGGCUCGAGAAGGAGCACCUCCGCUACCUUCAUCGAUGA